GGAUAUCAGCUUAUCAACAGACUGAGUUCCUACUGCCACCUUCACAUGAAGAAAGAGACCUUGCAAGGAAACAACACUGACCACCAAUACCAGCUUUUAAAAAGAGGAAGAUCACAAUACAGGGUCCAUUCCCAAAACAGGAUGAACAACAUGAAAUUUCAUGCUAUGCUUUAUUGUUCCUUGGAGGUAUAGGAUAAAGAAUGGGAGAAAAACAGAAAAGACAACAAAAACUUUGGAAUGUUCCACGGAUUCCUUGCAUUCGGGUCCCUUCCACUGCGUACACCCACAAUGCUUCCUUAAUGAAGGACCUGACCCAAGGGCAGCAACGCUACCUUCACAGCAUCAUGAGGAUUUACAAUUCCAGGCCCCAGUGGGAGGCCCUGCGGAACCGUUAUAUUCACAGCCUUCAGCACCAGCAGCUGCUUGGCUAUAUUACUCAACAGGAAGCCUUGGCUUGUGCCGCUGUACUUAGAGAUUCAACCAAGAGAGCCUCAGCUAAGGUGGCUCCUCAAAGAUCCAUCCCCCAGAAGCCUUCAACCAUGACAAGAACGUGGCUGCCAGCCCUACCUGGGUCUGUGGUUCGACCCAGGGCUCAAAGGGCAGGGCCUGCAUCCAUCAGGAAUUGA
Lontra canadensis (Northern American river otter) is the source of this 626-nucleotide messenger RNA. It is a transcript of the gene FAM216B, whose product is annotated as family with sequence similarity 216 member B. Lineage: Eukaryota; Metazoa; Chordata; Mammalia; Carnivora; Mustelidae. The record is from RefSeq and is a predicted model, not a curated record. The transcript is spliced from 4 exons. Bases 201 to 626 code for a protein of 141 amino acids.